This is a messenger RNA of Saccharomyces eubayanus, 2700 nucleotides long. RefSeq names its product U4/U6-U5 snRNP complex subunit PRP6 (gene PRP6). The transcript has a single exon. Gene Ontology annotation, biological process: mRNA splicing, via spliceosome; spliceosomal tri-snRNP complex assembly. Bases 1 to 2700 code for a protein of 899 amino acids. The record is from RefSeq and is a predicted model, not a curated record. Gene Ontology annotation, molecular function: protein binding. NCBI's taxonomy places the organism in Eukaryota, Fungi, Ascomycota, Saccharomycetes, Saccharomycetales, Saccharomycetaceae. Gene Ontology annotation, cellular component: U4/U6 x U5 tri-snRNP complex; catalytic step 2 spliceosome.
AUGGAGAAACCAUCCUUUUUGGACCAAGAGCCGCCGGCAGGUUACGUACCAGGUAUUGGUCGUGGUGCUACAGGAUUUUCAACCAAGGAAAAGAGAAGGGUCUUUGAUGAUAAUGGAGGCAGAAAGAUACCAAAACGAUACCGCGAAGACAUCAGCUCUAAUCAAGAACGUCAAACUGAAAACGACGAAGAUGAGGAAGCUGCAAAAGUAUUUGAAAAGCUUGAGCUGAAAUUAGCACAAAAAAAAAAGAAAAGAAACAAUGGAAAUAACGAUAACGAUGAAGCUGAUGGCUCCGCUGUGAAAACGCAAUUUGCAGACCUGAAAGAAUCAUUAACUACUGUAACUGAGGAUGAAUGGAUGAACAUUCCAGACGCUACUGAUUUUACGAGACGGAACAAAAGAAAUAGAAUCCAAGAGCAACUAAACAGAAAGACUUAUGCUGCACCUGAUUCACUAAUACAGGGCAAUGUUGAUUUGAACAAAUUAACCGAAGAACGUGAAAAAUUGUUGCAAUCUCAAAUAGAUGCAAACAUUUCGGAAAUAACCAAGAAUGCUAUCGGUCAGGUCCAAGCAAAUAAAUCGAGUACUGCUACUAAUACGCUAAGCUAUUUGAAAGAUUUAGAAGACGACAGAGCAAAUUCUAUCUCAGACGCAGCAUUGGAAGAUCUGCAGAAAAUGCGGACUAUUUUAAAGUCAUACAGAAAGGCAGAUUCAACAAAUCCUCAGGGUUGGAUAGCCUCUGCCAGACUAGAAGAGAAGGCCAGGAAGUUUUCAGUAGCGAAAAAACUGAUCGAAAAUGGUUGCCAAGAGUGUCCCAAAAAUCCAGACGUUUGGCUAGAAAACAUUAGGUUACACGCGUCUGACGUUCAUUAUUGUAAGACUUUAGUAGCAACAGCGAUCAAGUUCAAUGCGACAUCCCCAUCACUUUGGUUCAAAGCCAUUGAUUUAGAAAGCACGACCAUUAACAAGUACAGGGUAGUAAGGAAAGCACUUCAAGAACUUCCUCGAGAUGAACAGUUAUGGAAAUUGGCUAUUAGUUUUGAAACUGAAAAAAUGCAAGCAUUGAAAAUUUUAGAAAAGGCCACUCGUCUGAUUCCACAAAGUAUGGACCUUUUAACUGCGUAUAUUAACCUCCAAAACUAUGAUGAUGCUAAGAAAACUUUGAAUUGCAGUAGGAAGGCUUUACCACAGGAACCAGAGAUUUGGGUCUUAGCUGCACUAUUAGAAGAAGGUAACAAUCCUAAUGUAGGUGUGAAUAGGUUGGUCGAUUUACUGAAGAAGGGUUUAUCAGAACUUUCCAAAAAUGGGUACAAAAUAACUUUAUCUACAUGGUUCGAUCGUGCAGAAGCUUUGAGUGAUACGCCUAAUUCAAAAUUGACAUGCGAGGCCAUUGUUUAUGCCUUGAUGGAAUUGCUUAAAGAAAGUACCGGUGAUAGUGAUGAAUUGAAAAACGUUGAUGAAACACUGGAAAAGAUGGCAGAUUCAAUGGUAAAAAUUGCUGUCUUGAAAAAACUUAUUCAAUGGGAUCCUUGUGACAUAGCGCUAUGGUCUAGACUAAAGACUGUUGCUGAAAACCAGAAUGAAAUCGAGCAAUUUUUAGUGUUCUUUCAAGAAUUAUUAUUUUCAUCCAAGGACAGUGAUUAUACGCGAUCAGUCAUUAUAGAAGAAAGCCCCAGUUUGUUUAUGAUGUAUGUGCACGAAUAUUGGAGGGCACAUAAGGGAGAUAUCGAACAGACACUAAAUGUAGUCGACCAAAUUAUAGGUUUUGUACCGAACCAUUUAGACGUGCGCUUCUUUAAGAUAAAACUUUUAGGCCAAUCGUCACAAUUUGAUAAAAUGCAAGAGUUCUUCCUUCAGUCUUUUAAAGCCUUAAGUGAUUCCCAUGUAAAUGGCAUAGAACGUUUGUAUUAUAAAUACGUUAACUUUCUACGGUAUCAAGGACUUACGGGCCAAGCUAUUGAAAUUUUGAAAGAAAAAUGUUCAAGUGGUUUUCGUAAUUGUCACAAGUUUUUCUUACAGCUGGGUCAAAUUUACCAUUCCGUCGGCAAUAUCGAGUUAGCUAGACAAACAUAUUUAUCAGGGACAAGGGAAAUCCCCAACUGUCCUUUGUUAUGGGUAUCGUUAUCAAAAAUUGAUGAAAUAGAUCUCAAAAAUCCAAUAAGGGCAAGGUCCAUUUUAGAUAGAGGACUUUUGAAAAACGGUAAUGACGCAUUAUUUUACAUCGCGAAAGUUCAAAUGGAGAUAAGACUUGGAAACUUAGAUCAGGCAGAGUUGCUCACAAUUCAGGCAUUACAACAUUUUCCAAACGAUGCACUAGUUUGGGUUGAACGAAUCAAGUUGUUGAACUAUGGGAAGAAAAGUUCAUCGAGAAAGACCAUUUUUCAAGACGCAUUGAAAAAAACGCAAAAUGACCAUAGGGUUCUUUUGGAAAUUGGAAUAUCUUUCUACAGAGAAACUCAGUAUCAAACAUCAUUAAAAUGGUUAGAAAGAGCAAUGAGGAAAUCCCCCAUUUAUGGGGACUCAUGGGUUUGGUUAUUCAGAACAUACGCAAAAUUGAAAAAAGAUCCCGCUGAGCUUUAUAAGUUGUUUGACCAAUAUGAACCAAUUUACGGGCCCGAAUGGAUAGCUGUUGCUAAACAUGUAAAAACGCAAUAUUAUACACCAAGAGCGAUUCUAUCGCACUUAAUUGACAAAAAAUAA